AUCAUCAGCUCGGAGCACUGUCGUGCGAUUGUAGCCGCAGACGGCCAAUCUGCACUUGCAAAGUGCUGCAUACGGGUGCGUUUCGCAACGGUCCAGGGUCGGUGUCAGCCCCUCCCAGGCCCCGCCCGGUCAUGGAGGGCUGCCGACGGCUGCUCUGGUGGCUGGUGACGUCACUGGCCUUUGUCUCUUGCCUGGGGGCUGACGGGCCGGAGGGGAUCUGCGCCGUGCCCUGCUGCACCGCGGAGCCCAGCUGUGCCGAGGCCAGCCGAGUUACCUGCGACUGCGAUAUGGACACCAUAAUUUUUCGCGGUGAUGGACCGGCAUCUUUGCAAGAAUUGCUCGUUGUAAAAGCCAAGGCUGUCAUUAUCCAGGGAAACGCCUUCAGCAGCUUGACACAGCUCGCGAACUUCAGCAUCCGCAAUACUCACAGCGUAGUCAUAGAAAAUGGAGGGAUGGCCUUGCAGAAUCACUCGGCGCUGACGCUGUUUCGCAUGGAAGACAUCGAAAGCGUUCAGAUUGACAGUCAGGCCGUAAGUGGAUUUUGGGGAGAAGGUGUCAAUGUUGAGUUGGUUAGAAUUGCCAAACUUCACGUCAAGAAUGACGCCUUCCGACUCGACUCCGAAACUCUGGGGCCCAGAUUGAUGCUGCAGGACAUCAAUAAGCUAGCCUUAGGUUCGAGAGCAUUUUCGGGGCCGGUCGCCGAAAUGUCGCUGAAUAAUGUUCUCAUGGAGGUGUGCCCUGGUCAAAGUUUUGGCGGUGAAGUUUCUAACACCAUUUUCAACAACGUGAAUAUCACCGAUGCCAAGCCCGAAUGCUUUACUGGAGCCGACACCAUGAAGGCAUUCUCUAUUCAGUCCAGUCGCAUAGAAGUUCUUCAUCCUGGGGCGUUUUCUGGAAAGCUACAAAAGCUCAGUAUCAGUAGCAGCGAAAUCUUGACAUUGCACGAGAAAGGCGUAAAUCUGACAGUGGGAGAGCUCAAAGUCACUGAUUUGUUUGUUCAGAUACUGAAUCCGAGUGGAUUUUCAGUUAUGGCAAACGACUCGAUCCACCUGGAAAAGGUUCGAAUUGAAAGACUCGGAAAGAAUGCGCUGAACAGCAUGCUCAUCAAACCUACGCCUUCAGGCUUCCUUCCGCCGGUCAACAUCCACCAGAUGGAUAUCACCGAGGCCGAGCCGGGCUCGCUGACGUUCUCUGAGUGUGCCGACGUGGCCGUCACAGACCUGAGAGUGCGCUCGAUGUCGACAGGUCUCUGCCCCACGGAGAACCUGACACGCGCACUGUGCGCCGGUCCCGACAGCGGGCCGCUCAGUCCGACACAGGAGGCGGUCUUCUGGCAGCUGUACGAGCAGAGUCUGUGUGACCAGGACGCCCAUUUGCCUUUCCCAGAGGUAGCUGGCAGACACCGGUGUGACCCAGAACGCCUCCGCAGCCAACUGGCCGGUGAGACGACGGACCUGGAGGCCGCUCGGGCCUUCGGAGAGCACAACCUGCCAAUCCGAGCCUUGAUCCGAGCCGACGUAAUCAAACCAUCGGGCAGCGGUCCAUCCCACCCAUCUACUGCGGACGCAGGUGGACAUGAUGCAAAAAAUCAACAGCACAAUGAUGGAAAUGGAAGCCGAUAUCCUGCGACAGAGGUCAACAAAAUGGAGAGAGCAGAGACUCCGGCUGGCAAGACAGAGGGCACAGCAGCAGAAGAGAAAGGCGCCGCCCGGGCAUCUAGAGUACAGCUGACACCUGACGACGCUCCGACACAAGUAUCUGGUGAAGGGGAAGCUGCGCCUCACUCCGAGAGAGAUAAGCGUCAAGACGGAGGGCCCGUCGUCGCUUAUUCAGCUCAGCUGAAGAUGGAAGGAGAAACGCACAUUCAGGAGAAAAUGGAAAAAGAAAUUGACAUCGAGGGCAAAACGAAAGAGGACGGGGACUUGAAGAGAGAGAUGGGGGAUGAAAGAAUUGACGUUGGUGGCAACGCAAAACAAAAAGUUGAGGACACGGGUCCGAAUAAAACUGCCAGUUCAGCGGGCGGGAGCUCGACGUCCUCCAGCGACGCCGGGGCUGCGGAUCUGAGCAUGUCGGCGGCGCGGCACCAGAGCCGGCUGAUGCUGUUCCUGGCGCUGGGCGUGGUGCUCUCGCUGACCGCCGUGCUGGGCGUGGCGCUGGUGGCCGUCCUGGUGCACCGCAGACGCCGCCGCCGCCGCGAGGCAGCAGCAAAGCCCCCUCCCGACAUCGUCCAGUCGUCGUCGUCGUCGGCCGUCGAGGCGGCGCUGAUGGUGCUCGCCAACCGGGUGCUCCGUCAGGGCGGCGGGGAGGGCGCGGAGGUCGGCGGCCAGAAUCAGCAGGGGUCGGGACGCGCCACCGUCUACAGCCAGAACGUCUAUGAGCCGAUCCGGCCGGAGCUGGUGCAGCUGCAGCCGCUGCCGCAGCCGCAGCUAAGGCCGCUGCCGCAUCAGCAGCCGCUCAUACGGUUCGAUAGCUACGACGGCAACACGGAGAGUUUCAGUUAUCAACAUCUGCUUGAUCGCUAAUGGUAAUGGUAGAUAUAAUAAAUAAAUUUGCUACCAUUUUUAUGAAAUAAAUAAAAAAUUGUAAAUUUGCCUGUCCCGUAGCUCAGUUGGUGGAGCGCCGGACUCCCGUUGGUGAGAGCCCGCGCGGGUUCGAGUCGCUCCGGCGCUCGAUUUUUGAGACUCCUGACAGAGAUGGUCUGCGGUUGGUGGGAGCAGCCGCAGCCUGUUGAAAUCAGUUGAGUGGGACAGGCCGUGUCCGGCUUUGAAGGGCACGUUAAACUUUGGCAUCUAAAAUUCUCCCGUUACCCGGAAUUGCGUGAUCGGACGGUAGGGUCGGGGUCUACGCAACAAGCUCUGCUUAGCGUAGGCUCCAGCUCUGUCAUCCGUCCAUUCAAACAGAUUCGAACUAAAUUUAUAUUUAAAAGAAAUGGUAAUGGUGGGUGGGGAACGGAAAAGUUGGAACACGUUAAGAGGCAUGUUCUUUUAUGAUAGUUAGGUACUAAUGAAGUUAAUGGUGAAUUUGGGUGUGAUUGCUGAGUUUAAUUUUCGGGAAAUCGGUCAAUCGAACUAGAUCAAACCGUUGUCAAUAAUGCGUUUGUCAAUAAAUGUGAAGGGCAAUGCUAAGACUGGUCUGUUGAUCUUAAAUGUGUGCUAGGUUUCUACUCUAAGUGCAUAAUUCAUCAGGAGUGCAUUAAUGGGAUUAUUAGUGGGAUUUAAUCAGGAGUGACAACAAUGUGCGUUUACUUCGAUGACAUGAUUGAAUAUGAGGAUAAGACAUUUCCAAGCCGCUUAUGGUUGCUGUGCGCUUAAGAAAAAAAAAAUAAACAAAAAGGCGAUAAAGCGAUGAAUACUGAGUCUGUGCUUAA
This is a messenger RNA of Amphibalanus amphitrite, 3367 nucleotides long. RefSeq lists its product as uncharacterized. The record is from RefSeq and is a predicted model, not a curated record. Lineage: Eukaryota; Metazoa; Arthropoda; Thecostraca; Balanomorpha; Balanidae. Bases 132 to 2522 code for a protein of 796 amino acids. The transcript has 3 exons.